AUGCAAAGAACCAAAAAUGAUACGAGAUUGGCCUAUAUUUUAGGUUGGUUGAUUCACUUAAGAUUUCUUAAUCGAAUUGUUGACAACAUAUUCAUUAAAUCUCACAUAUUAUCGUUGUACCUAUAUUAUAAUCAGGAAUAUGACAAAAGGGAGAGUAUUAGGGAAAUAUACCAGUGGUUUAGAAAAUAUUUCAAAACAUAUUAUUUGCCCAAUGAAUAUUGGAUUUACAAACUCCACGCCUUUGAAUCAAAAAAAAAUAACUUGUUUUCAAAAUCCGACUGGAUGAAUAUAUAUUAUUCUUUAUUUUCAAAUGAAAGUAAAGAACUCAUUCUAGACUCCAGUAAUACAGCAAGAGACGAAAUCGGAAGAGUUGAAACUAAUCUUUUUGAGAAAUUUCAAGAAAUAAACAAGUUAUUCAUCCCUUCGGUGAACCAACACAGUUUCUUUCUUGGUAAAAUUCUUAGAAGAAUCUUAAGCUCCAUUUUAUCUGGAAAAUGUAGUGCUGAGGCUAGCAAUAUUCUUUUUGCCACUUUGCUCCGAUCACUGGGAUAUUAUUGCCGUUUGACAUUAUUUAUUCCUCCCAUCAUUAACUUUAAAAAAAGUUGUGAACUGCAAAGCAACGAUAGAAGAGCUGAACUUUGGGUAGAGAUUUUUGAGCCGAGCUUUAAUAAAUGGAUUUCAGUCGAUAUUCACCGUGGGGGGUGGAACUUCACAGGAUGUAAUACUAAAAUUCCUUUUGUGGCUGUUUCAGAAGAUCGUAAUUUUUCAAAUGAAUACAAAAGCAAUAAAGGAUUGUUUUCAAAACUUUACCUAAAUGACUUCAAUGAUGACUCUGACGAUUCAAAUAAUGAGGGCUCUAAUUUUAAAAAGAUGAAACCUAUCCCAAUUAUUCCCUUAAAGAAGAAAUCUGAAGUCAAUCACAGAGCCAUUAAAUAUGAAAUCAGCAAUGUUGUUGAACAAGAAGAACAAAGAGAAUCUUUAGCAUUUGAAUUUUCAAAUAAAAAAAAAAUUGAGUCAUUAUCACUAUUUCAAUUACAGUGUAAGAUCGACAUGUCAAGAACAAAUAUCAAGUAUAAGAUUAAUGAUAACAUUGGAUGGUGGGUUAUUUCGGUUAAUGAACAUGGGUAUUUAAAAGAGACAACUAGUAGGUAUGUCUCAGAUUGGUCUCAAGUAUUUCAGGCACAGCUAAAAAACUCAUGUAAACAAAAAAUUGAUUUCCUAAUUUCAACAAUAAAUUCUACCUCAAGUAAAUACAGUUCCAGGUUAAUCCAACUAGAAUUAUUGGAUGAUUUUGAAUUGGAGAAAAUUAUCCAUGAAAAUGAUGUGAUUCCGAUAUCAAAAACAUCUUUUAAGAACCAUCCAAAAUAUGCCAUUAUUUCAUGUCUUAAUUCUUUGGAGAUUGUUCACCCUAAAGAGCCGAUUGUUGGCUACUUUCAGGGUGAACCAAUAUAUCUGAGAGAAAAUGUCCAAACAUUAAAGACUAGAACGCAGUGGGAUCAAGAACAACGUGAGAUUAAAAUUGAUCAACAGCCAAUAAAAAUUAUUUUCAAAAAGAAAAAUGGCAAUGAUAGCUUAAAGGGUAAAAUAAAAUUGGAAUACUUUGCAGAAUUUCAGACACAGAUUAAACCUCUAGUAGAGUUGAAUCACCUUGACAAAAUUCCUAGAGAUAAUUUUAAAUCGAUUGAUAUUUCUAUUAAAGGUAACAUCCCUGAUUCAUGUGUUCAUAUAAAGGAUUCAUGUGAAGGCCUUAAAAACAAUAAAUUUAUAUAUAUUUCUAGAUAUUUCUCUACAUGGAAGACUGAAAAUAUUAUUGACAUAAUUAAAAGAAGUAAUAUUGAUUAUGCAAGAGCGUUUGUUGGUUAUGACUAUAAAAAUGGAUCAAAACCUAAGUAUGAUGGAAUAAUUAUUAAAAAAAAGGAUGUUAUCUUGUUACAAUCACUGAAAAAACGGCAUGAAUUAAUUAAUAUAAAUAAAAUGGCAAAUUUUAUUUGGAAUGAUAUUCUCCAAAGUAUUAAAGAUGUUUUGAAUUGUCUUUCUCAAAACAGUUCAAGUAAUUCAUUUAAUAAAAACUGCGAUUCCAUUUUAGGUCCCAAAAAAGAUCAAAAAUUGAUUAAUUUCAAGUCAAACUUUAGCAAAAUAAGGAGUAUAUCCGAGAGAUUAUUGGAAGAAAGUUAUAAAGCGAUUGAUCGAAAAAAAGAGGAAACUAAUCGAUGCAUAGAAGACAAAUGA
Molecule: messenger RNA, 2229 nt
Organism: Cryptosporidium ubiquitum
Lineage: Eukaryota; Apicomplexa; Conoidasida; Eucoccidiorida; Cryptosporidiidae
Product: Rad4-related protein
Exons: 1
Coding region: 1-2229 (742 amino acids)
Biological process (GO): mismatch repair; nucleotide-excision repair
Cellular component (GO): cytoplasm; nucleotide-excision repair factor 2 complex; XPC complex
Molecular function (GO): single-stranded DNA binding; damaged DNA binding
Source: RefSeq, a predicted model, not a curated record